UUUCCUUGAGUCUAAAUUUUCUUGUAUUUAAUUAGCAUUUUAUUUUUCCUAACCUAGCAGCCGUAACCAAAAAAAAAAAAAAAAACCUAACGAUUAAGGAAGGAGCAGGGCAUUGUAGUUGUAUCCACCAAAACCCGAUUGUUACCUCGGACGAGAUUUUGGUCCUGGAUUGCGUUUUCUUUUCUGUCCGUGUUUCCGCUCAGCCUCUUUCUAUUCAAAACCAUCGACUCAUGAACAGGGUUCUUUGCAAGUUUUUCGCACAUGGGGCAUGUCUGAAGGGGGAUCAUUGUGAGUUUUCACAUGAUUGGAACAAUCCUUCUAAUAAUGUAUGCACCUACUACCAAAAAGGAGCUUGUGCUUAUGGAAGCAGGUGUAGAUAUGAGCAUGUUAAACUGUCUCGAUCACAGCCUUCAGCUCAAUCUUCAGCACAACCUCAACAAUAUCUGCUUUCAAGUUCUGCUCCUUCCAAUGUGCCUCCUGGAACGGGUACACAUAAUACAGAUGUUGUACCAAGUAUUUCUACUGAGUAUUUAGCUUCAAGCAGACCAGCAUGGAACCAAAAGUCAGAGCUUCAAGAUACAUUGGAGAUUGAUGACAUGAUUGAGUUGAAGAGUGUUAAUCCAGCUGAUAGGUCAAUCUGUGCUUUUGCUGCUGCUGGUAAUUGUCCUCGGGGAGAAAAGUGUCCUCAUAUUCAUGGAGAUCUGUGUCCAACCUGUGGGAAGCAUUGCUUGCAUCCUUUCAGGCCUCAGGAAAGAGAGGAGCAUAUAAAAACAUGUGAGAACAAGCAAAAACACCUUGAUUUAUUGAAGCGCAGUCAAGAAAUAGAAUGCAGUGUAUGCCUUGAACGUGUUCUUUCCAAGUCAACAGCAGCUGAGAGGAAGUUUGGGAUCCUUUCUGAGUGUGAUCAUCCAUUUUGUGUAUCGUGUAUCAGGAAUUGGCGUGGCAGUUCUUCCUCUGGGAUGGAUGUUAAUUCUGCACUGAGGGCUUGCCCCAUAUGCCGGAAGCUUUCAUAUUUUGUCAUUCCCAGUGUUAUUUGGUACUUCACAAAAGAAGAAAAGGACGAAAUAGUCGACAACUAUAAAAACAAACUCAGAUCUAUCGACUGCAAGCACUUUGACUUUGGGAAUGGGACUUGUCCAUUUGGGACCAGCUGUUUCUACAAGCAUCAAUACCGUGAUGGUCGUUUGGAGGAAGUAGUACUACGCCAUCUUGGUUCUGAAGAUGGAAGCACAGUAAUCGCUAAAAAUAUCAGGCUCUCGGACUUCCUUAGGAAUUUGGAAAUUAGGUGAACAGUUCUUUUAGUACUUUCAAGACAACUACAUAAGAAAUUUUCCCUGGCUAUUUUCGGAAAGACUGGAGUUCCUUGGCAACUUUUGGAAGUUAUUGAAGACACAUCUCAAACAACACUGUUUUAGAGAAGGAAAUCAAACUGCGGAUACCCUUGCUAAAUGGAGUUGUACAAGGGAUGACAAAAUUCUCCUCAAUGUUAAUGAGCUCCCCAGAGAGGCUCUUGGCUCAUACCGACUGGACGUAAUUCAAAUGCCCUCUUUUAGAUACAAGGUUCUUAAUAAUUCUUUUACUUGAUCUUUUAUUUUGGUAUUGCAGAAGAUUGGUUGUUCUCCCUCCAAAGUACCUGUAAAUUUUAUGUUUGUUAUUGUGGUAUGGAAGGUUGUACAGUGGGCCUUUGUGUCUAUUUUGCGGGUUUUAUGCCUCCCUCCUAGAUGUAACUUGUUGAUAAUUUAUAUCAUACCUGGUAGAGGUUAUCGCCAAAUCUUCCUGCACAACAGUUUGAUAUAUAGCUUGGUUAUGGUUUCCCGAGGAAAAAAAAAACUAUGUAGAAAUAAAGUUUUGGCCUAUUUGUUGUGAAACCAUUUCAUAUUAUUGCCAUAACUUAUUAGAAGAAAUGAUCUAACUCUAUUGAUCCA
Molecule: messenger RNA, 1925 nt
Organism: Lycium ferocissimum
Lineage: Eukaryota; Viridiplantae; Streptophyta; Magnoliopsida; Solanales; Solanaceae
Product: putative RING-type E3 ubiquitin transferase C3H69
Exons: 7
Coding region: 231-1289 (352 amino acids)
Biological process (GO): protein polyubiquitination
Molecular function (GO): ubiquitin protein ligase activity; metal ion binding
Source: RefSeq, a predicted model, not a curated record